Molecule: messenger RNA, 3198 nt
Organism: Dermatophagoides farinae (American house dust mite)
Lineage: Eukaryota; Metazoa; Arthropoda; Arachnida; Sarcoptiformes; Pyroglyphidae
Product: muscarinic acetylcholine receptor
Biological process (GO): G protein-coupled receptor signaling pathway, coupled to cyclic nucleotide second messenger; adenylate cyclase-inhibiting G protein-coupled acetylcholine receptor signaling pathway; chemical synaptic transmission
Cellular component (GO): synapse; dendrite; plasma membrane
Molecular function (GO): G protein-coupled serotonin receptor activity; G protein-coupled acetylcholine receptor activity
Source: RefSeq, a predicted model, not a curated record
CAAAACAAAACAACAUAAAAACAAUGAUAGCUAAAACGGUUUAUUCAUUUCAGUGCCAAUGGCUGUCUACAUCCUGCCAUUGAUAAAUGACAGGUUUAUGAAGUGACAUAUUCACCUUCCCCAUCAUACACAUACACACACACACACACACACAUGCCCACCACCACUCUAACAAUCCACCCGAAGACGAUGAAGAAAAGAUCCAGAUUUCAAUGGCUUCUGUUUCUAUUGCCAACACAUAUGAUAAACAUGAUGGCAUUAUUAUUUACGUUGGUUGCGGCCACCACCACCACUACAACCACCAACUCAUCGCCCGAUCGCUUUACUAAUUAUGCGUUCGAUGACUACGGAGAAUCGAUCAUUGACAUUGACAAUAUAAAAUCAGCUACUAGUACUAAUACUAAUGAUUCUUCUAUCGAGGAUGGUGAUUCAACGAUUUGGUCAACAAGUGAUGAUUAUCAUGGCAACAUUAAUUUGGACACUAAUAGUGAGACCAAUCCGAUAGAGAUGUCAAUCGAAUCUUUACGUUAUCCAUUCUGGUUUACGAUAUUCAUUGCCGUUUGCAUAGGCAUCUGUUCUAUUAUUACGAUUGCCGGCAAUGCAUUGGUGUUGGUCGCCUUCUGUGUUGAACGAUCGAUUCGCCAGCCAUCCAAUUAUUUUAUCUGUUCAUUGGCCGUAAGCGAUCUGUUUAUCGGCGUGAUAUCAAUGCCCUUUUAUGCAGUCUAUGAGCUAAUGGGUCGCUGGGAUCUGGGUGCCGUACCUUGUGAUCUUUGGUUAGCCACUGACCAUACGGUUUGUUUGGUCUCCAUAUACACUGUACUUUCUAUCACUAUCGAUCGAUAUUGUUCGGUGAAAAUAGCAGCCAAAUACCGAUCAUGGAGAACAAAACAAAAAGUGCUCUGGUCAAUUGCCGUCACCUGGAUCAUACCGUUUCUUGUGUUUUUCACUUCGAUCAUGGGUUGGGAACAUUUUACCGGAAAACGUGAACUGGCUCCAGGCGAAUGUGCUGUACAGUUCCUCAAGAAUGCUGUGUUCAACACAUCGCUAAUAAUCGGCUAUUUUUACGUUACCAUUGUGAUAUUGGUCGUUCUCUAUAUGGGUAUCUACCGUACGGCAAGUGAAAUGGCCAAAAAAUCGGACGCCAAACAACGAAAGAUUCAACAGAGCUUGGCACCAGUAGUCGUAUCGCAUCAGGAUACUGGAUCCACACAACACGACAGCGAUGUUGUUCUAUCGAAAAAAAUGCCAAAACAGAUGCUAACCAAUCCAAAUAAUACAACCGAAACUACUCGUGUUAGCGAUUCGGCCAUCGAAACCCAGAAACAGAAAGUGCCCAUCUCUCAUGAUGACAUUACCAUGACAACUUCAUCCAACACAUCGUCUAAUGAAACCAAAAACGUGACAGCUAUGGGUAGCAUGACCAAAGGUGACCUGACCUAUGCUUGUGACGACCACCAUCAUCAUGUUUGCAGUAGCAGCCACAAGUCAUCGACGAGAAAGCAAAAAAAAUCAAGCCAUUCAAAUUACGUGGAUGAAUAUGAAGACGAAGAAGAUGAUGAAUAUGAUUAUGAAGAAGAUCGAUCCAGUUCACCUACAUUCGAAUCAGAUGACGACAAUCUUUCCAUCGAUCAUGAACGACAACCACGUAGCCGUCGCAAAAAGCUCAAAGGCUUUCUGGGCAAAAAUAUGCCUCUAGAAUCAAUUGCACCCUUUUCAUCAUUGGCCAUGCCAUCUACCGAUCAAUCUACGUGUCCUUUGCCUGUCGAUUCGAAACAGUGCAAAUUGUCCCGUAAUUUUGCCAAUCCAUUUCAUUCUCAACGUCAUCAUGCCAGGAUAGUAACUGGUCGACCUUGUAGCCAUCACCUGUAUCCAUCGCAGCUGACAUCGUUCCAACAAACGCCCGAGCUAUGCAAAGGCCCCCUCAUACCUCGAUCACCCAUUGUUUCCAACAAUGACGACAAUACUACGCACAGCCAAUUUCGUCGAUUGGUCGAAUUAAGUCGCAUAAAAAAUUAUGAACGAUCAACAACAGAGCAAGGUGUCGAAUCGUCGUCGAAUAACAAUCGAACUUUGGAAGCCAAACCAGAACACAAUCUUUUGCUCACCAGCAGCAGUUCAGCGGGCAUAGGAUUCGAGCCAACACACACUUUGAUCGUAACGGCAACAGUCACUCAGUCUACAUUGGUCACCACUACGGCUGCCAUUUCCUUACGUAGAGAGGAACUUCCACCUGUAAAUGGUUCAUCUCCAAACGAGCACACCCAUCUUCUGCAUCAAACGCCUGGUCAUCAGAUUCUGAUAAAAGCCGAACCAAGCCAGUCCUCAAAACAUCAAAUUAUCGAACAAACAGAAUGCGAUAACAAACAACGCAAAGGUCGUUCUCAUAAAACAAGACGAACGAAGAAUAGUUUAAAUAAUAAUAAGCAAGCUUCAGGACGGAAACUUACCUCUGCCAAGCACAAAGGCUAUCACCAUAAUCAGAUGCAACGAGAACAGCAACGGCAAAAGUCUAAAUCAGAAAAUCGAGCACGUAAAGCAUUGAGAACCAUAUCGUUUAUUCUGGGCGCCUUUAUUCUUUGCUGGACUCCAUACCACAUUGUAGCCCUAGUUGAAGGGUUUUGUUCUGGCUGUGUCAAUCAUCAUUUUUUCUACUUCACAUACUUUCUUUGCUAUGCCAAUAGUCCAUUGAAUCCAUUUUGUUAUGCAUUGAUGAAUCAACAAUUUAAAAAAACAUUUAUUCGUAUCCUGAGUGGUGAUCUACAUCGUACAUAGUGAAAUAAAAACAUGAAUCAUCAUCAUCAUCAUCGUCAUCAAAAUAUCAUCAUCUACAUCUAUAUAUCAUGAAUGUUGGUAUACCAUUUAAAUCCAAUAAAUCAAAUUAAUCAAUCAAUGUCCAAUUCACAUUCAUCAUAUGAAUUAAUAUACAGAUGCUAACAACACCCUUAACACACCUAUAUCUCUUUAUCUCUUUUUACAUACACAAAACAUACAAACUUAGAUGACAAGAAAUCAAGACAGACAGGUAAAGAAUACACAAACACACACACACACACACACACAUAUAGAGCUUGAUUGGGUAAUGGGCUUGUAUCCAUUUAUUGUGGUUGAUUUUUUGUUGUUGUUGUUGUUGUUGUUGCUACUUGAUGUAUUUAUCUAUCGAAUUAUAUGAUUAAAAAUUACGAUCCACACACACACACA